AUGGCAAUGAGGGAGCUGGUGGAGGCGGAAUGUGGGGGUGCCAACCCACUCAUGAAGCUGGCCGGGCACUUCACCCAGGACAAGGCCCUUCGACAGGAGGGCUUGAGGCCCGGCCCCUGGCCUCCAGGAGCCCCAGCCUCGGAGUCGGUCUCUAAGCCUUUGGGGGUAGCCUCUGAAGAUGAGUUGGUGGCUGAGUUCCUCCAGGACCAGAAUGCACCUCUCGUAUCCCGUGCCCCUCAGACCUUCAAGAUGGAUGACCUCCUGGCCGAGAUGCAGGAGAUUGAACAGUCAAACUUCCGCCAGGCACCCCAGAGAGCCCCUGGUGUGGCAGACUUGGCCUUGUCUGAGAACUGGGCCCAGGAGUUUCUCGCAGCUGGAGAUGCUGUGGAUGUCUCUCAGGAGUAUAAUGAGACUGACUGGUCCCAAGAGUUCAUCUCUGAAGUUACAGACCCUUUGUCCGUGUCCCCAGCCCGCUGGGCUGAGGAGUACCUGGAGCAGUCAGAGGAGAAGCUGUGGCUGGGAGAGCCAGAGGGAACGGCUGCUGCUGAUCGCUGGUAUGAUGAAUACCAGCCCGAGGAGGACCUGCAGCACACAGCCAGUGACUUUGUGGCCAAGGUGGAUGACCCCAAGCUGGCUAACUCUGAGUUCCUGAAAUUCGUGCGGCAGAUUGGCGAGGGGCAGGUGUCCCUGGAGUCCGGCGCAGGGUCAGGCCGAGCUCAGGCAGAGCAGUGGGCGGCAGAGUUUAUUCAGCAGCAGGGUACGUCAGAGGCCUGGGUUGACCAGUUCACAAGACCAGUAAACACGUCUGCCCUUGAUAUGGAGUUUGAACGAGCCAAGUCAGCCAUAGAGUCUGAUGUCGAUUUCUGGGACAAGUUGCAGGCAGAGUUGGAGGAGAUGGCAAAGCGUGAUGCUGAGGCCCACCCCUGGCUCUCUGACCAUGACGACCUCACGUCUGCUUCCUAUGACAAGGGAUACCACUUUGAGGAGGAGAACCCCCUGCGGGACCACCCUCAGCCUUUCGAGGAGGGGCUUCGGCGGCUCCAGGAGGGGGACCUGCCCAAUGCCGUGCUGCUCUUUGAGGCGGCCGUGCAGCAGGACCCCAAGCACAUGGAAGCUUGGCAGUAUCUGGGAACCACCCAGGCAGAGAACGAGCAAGAACUUUUAGCCAUCAGUGCGCUGCGGAAGUGCCUGGAGCUAAAGCCAGACAACCGGACAGCCCUGAUGGCACUAGCUGUGAGCUUCACCAAUGAAUCCCUGCAGCGGCAGGCCUGUGAGACCCUGCGAGACUGGCUACGCUAUACGCCGGCCUAUGCCCACCUGGUGGCACCCAGGGAGGAGGGGGCCGGUGGGGUGGGCCUGGGCACCAGCAGGCGCAUCCUGGGGUCCCUAUUGUCCGACUCCCUGUUUCUUGAAGUGAAAGAGCUCUUCCUGGCGGCUGUGCGCCUGGACCCAACAUCCAUCGACCCUGAUGUGCAGUGUGGCUUGGGGGUCCUUUUCAACCUGAGCGGGGAGUAUGACAAGGCGGUGGACUGCUUCACCGCUGCGCUCAGCGUCCGCCCUGAUGACUAUUUGCUGUGGAAUAAGCUAGGGGCCACCCUGGCCAAUGGAAACCAGAGUGAAGAAGCAGUAGCUGCAUACCGCCGGGCCCUUGAACUCCAGCCUGGCUAUAUCCGGUCCCGCUACAACCUGGGCAUCAGCUGUAUCAACCUUGGGGCCCACCGGGAGGCUGUGGAGCACUUUCUGGAGGCCCUGAACAUGCAGAGGAAGAGUCGGGGCCCUCGGGGUGAAGGGGGCGCCAUGUCAGAGAAUAUCUGGAGCACCCUGCGUUUGGCCUUGUCCAUGUUAGGCCAGAGCGAUGCCUAUGGGGCAGCUGAUGCCCAGGACCUGCCCACCCUCCUGGCGAUGUUCGGCCUGCCCCAGUGA
Molecule: messenger RNA, 1923 nt
Organism: Rangifer tarandus platyrhynchus (Svalbard reindeer)
Lineage: Eukaryota; Metazoa; Chordata; Mammalia; Artiodactyla; Cervidae
Source: the annotation of a GenBank genome assembly